CGUAGCUCCAGCAAGCUCAACACCAAUCCUCGCAACUCAAUCCAUUGUCGCCCGCUGCACGCCUCAGCUCGACUAGACUUCACAAUGCCGCCCAAGCAACGCACAGUAGCCCCCCAGACCGUCCCCGGCACGCCCUACGCGCCCGCGAAACCAAAGACUGGAAACAACGCGCAAGACAUCGUGCAGGGAGUAUGGAGCCGCUACGUUGAGAAGACCACACAACGCACGAAGCUGCUCGACAGCUUCAUGCUGUUCCUGGUCGUCGUUGGCGCCCUGCAAUUCCUCUACGUCGUAGUCGUUGGCAACUUUCCCUUCAAUGCGUUCCUGUCUGGCUUCAGCGCCUGCGUCGGCCAAUUCGUCCUCACAGCUUCCCUCCGCAUGCAGACCAACCCCGAGAACAAGGCCGACUUCGAGAGCAUUUCGCACGAGCGGGCGUUUGCUGACUUUGUGUUUGGGAGCUUGCUGUUGCACUUCUUCUGUGUCAACUUCAUCAACUGAGCGAUGGAAUACAAGAGAAGCAUGGAUUUGAGUGUCGGGCAUUCUGGCGUGGGCAGACAAAGUUUGUACAGGCCAGGGAAUGAAUGGUGUUAUGGCGCAAUGAAUGCAUUGUACAAAAGGUUGCUAGUAAAAGACUCGAAGUAGGGAGGACUCGCAUGGAAGAGGUACUCUUGAGUAACCGAGAAGCAGCCAGCACGGCUCGAGUGCGCAGAAGAACCACAAGGUAGCGGCUGCCAAAUACCCAUCAAUGCAGCGCAGUUCCCACCACUGGCAAAGACCCUAGGCUGACAUAUAGCACCUUUG
Messenger RNA from Boeremia exigua, 801 nucleotides. RefSeq names its product DAD/Ost2. The transcript is spliced from 2 exons. Gene Ontology annotation, biological process: protein N-linked glycosylation. Lineage: Eukaryota; Fungi; Ascomycota; Dothideomycetes; Pleosporales; Didymellaceae. The coding region runs from base 85 to 498 and encodes 137 amino acids. Gene Ontology annotation, cellular component: oligosaccharyltransferase complex; membrane. The record is from RefSeq and is a predicted model, not a curated record.